GCCGCCGCCGCCCACGCCGCAGCCGUCCGCGUCUCGGAGCGAGCCCACGUGCGCCAGCCGGACCCAAGCAGAGGGAGCACCCGGGCACUCGCGAGGAAAUGGCGGGUGAGGCGCUGUUCAGGGUUAGGGAAAAGUGUGGGGCGAGUUACGCCCCGAGAGGGGAGAGUAGAGAAGGUAAGGCUUUCGGGACGGAAAGGAGAGAGGGAGGAUCGUGAGCUAGAACAACCCGGUGGCCACGGAGGCCGAAGAGACGAUGGAAUGCCUUCAGGAGUUCCCUGAACAUCAUAAAAUGAUCCUGGACCGAUUGAAUGAACAGCGAGAGCAGGACCGGUUUACUGACAUCACCCUGAUUGUCGACGGACACCAUUUUAAGGCCCACAAGGCUGUUUUGGCUGCUUGCAGCAAGUUCUUUUACAAAUUCUUUCAGGAGUUUACUCAGGAACCUUUGGUGGAGAUAGAAGAUGUUAGUAAAAUGGCCUUUCGUCAUUUGAUUGAGUUCACAUAUACAGCAAAAUUAAUGAUACAAGGAGAAGAAGAAGCCAACGAUGUAUGGAAAGCAGCAGAGUUUCUACAAAUGCUAGAAGCUAUCAAAGCCCUUGAAGUCAGGAACAAAGAAAACUCAGCUCCACUAGAGGAAACUAUCACAGGAAAAAGUGAAGCAAAAAAAAGAAAGAUUGCAGAAACUUCAAACGUUAUCACUGAGUCAUUGCCGUCUGCAGAAUCUGAACCUGUUGAAAUCGAGGUGGAGAUUGCUAACGGCACAAUCGAAGUGGAAGAUGAAGGCAUUGAAACGUUAGAGGAUGUGGCUACUGCCAGGCAGUCCAUAAAGUAUAUUCAGAGCACAGGUUCCUCUGAUGAUUCCGCUCUGGCAUUAUUGGCAGAUAUCACCAGCAAGUACCGUCAAGGUGAUAGAAAAGGGCAGAUUAAAGAUGAAGAUGGCUGUGCCUCUGACCCCACAAGCAAACAGGAACACAUGAAAUCACACUCCUCUGAGAGUUUCAAGUGUGAAAUAUUCAAUAAAAGGUAUCUUCAGGAGAGCGCAUGGAAACAGCACCUCAAUUGUUACCACCUUGAAGAAGGUGGAGUCAGUAAGAAGCAAAGAACUGGGAAAAAAAUUCACAUAUGUCAGUACCGUGAGAAACAGUUUGACCACUUUCGACAUUUUAAAGAGCAUCUUCGAAAGCAUACAGGUGAAAAACCUUUUGAAUGUCCAAAUUGUCAUGAACGAUUUGCUAGAAAUAGCACCCUCAAAUGUCACCUGACUGCAUGCCAAACUGGAGUGGGGGCAAAAAAGGGAAGAAAGAAGCUUUAUGAAUGUCAGGUCUGUAAUAGUGUGUUUAACAGCUGGGACCAGUUCAAAGAUCACUUGGUAAUACACACUGGAGAUAAACCCAACCAUUGUACUUUGUGUGACUUGUGGUUUAUGCAAGGAAAUGAAUUAAGAAGGCAUCUCAGUGAUGCUCAUAAUAUUUCAGAGCGUCUCGUAACUGAAGAAGUUCUUUCAGUAGAAACACGUGUGCAAACUGAACCUGUGACAUCAAUGACUAUUAUAGAACAAGUUGGGAAGGUGCACGUGUUACCAUUGCUUCAGGUUCAAGUGGAUUCGGCACAAGUGACUGUGGAACAGGUCCACCCAGAUCUGCUCCAGGACAGCCAAGUGCACGAUUCACAUAUGAACGAGCUUCCAGAACAGGUCCAGGUAAGUUAUCUGGAAGUGGGUCGAAUUCAGACAGAAGAAGGUACCGAAGUACAUGUAGAGGAGCUGCAUGUUGAACGGGUAAAUCAGAUGCCAAUGGAAGUACACACUGAGCUUCUAGAAGCAGACUUGGAUCAAGGGACCCCUGAAAUCAUGAACCAAGAGGAGAGAGAGCCUACCCAAGCAGAUGCUGCUGCGGCGGCCAGAGAAGAUCACGAAGAUGCUGAGGGUUUAGAGACCAACUCAACAGUGGAUUCCCAAGCUGAAAAGUCAGAAAAUGAGAACAGAACACCUAUGCCAGUUUUAGAAUGAAAUAACAAAUGAAUA
Molecule: messenger RNA, 2023 nt
Organism: Aethalodelphis obliquidens (Pacific white-sided dolphin)
Lineage: Eukaryota; Metazoa; Chordata; Mammalia; Artiodactyla; Delphinidae
Product: zinc finger protein 131-like
Exons: 2
Coding region: 254-2008 (584 amino acids)
Biological process (GO): regulation of transcription by RNA polymerase II
Cellular component (GO): nucleus
Molecular function (GO): DNA-binding transcription factor activity, RNA polymerase II-specific; protein binding
Source: RefSeq, a predicted model, not a curated record